Molecule: messenger RNA, 1575 nt
Organism: Penicillium olsonii
Lineage: Eukaryota; Fungi; Ascomycota; Eurotiomycetes; Eurotiales; Aspergillaceae
Source: the annotation of a GenBank genome assembly
AUGGGCAAAAAAACCAAGUCUUCAAAGACAGAGGAGAAGGCAAAGCCCUCCGGUCUUCCCUUUGGUGGUGCUUCUUUGGACUCAACAUUGUCUUCCCUAUUCGCCUCAAGUGCUGGACCCGUGCAAGCCCCCACAAUCAAAUACGUUGAGCCUGUCAGAAAGGCCAAGAAGGAAGAGGAGGAUGUCGAGGAAGAUGACGAGGAGUUGUCGUCCGGCGACGAAGUGAUGGAUGACGCCGCGGAUGAGAGCGCCUCUGAGGCCGCAGAGGAAGAUGAACAGCCGGCCGAGACACAAAACCGCAAGCGGAAGCGUGGCAGCGCUGGCGAGGAUAUCGAAGAGACAUAUAUGCGUCGCAUCGCAAAGGAAGAAAAGAAGGACGAGGAAAAGCGCAAGUCUGAGCACGCCAAACGCCAGAAGCAAGUUGAGGCAAGCAGUGACGACGAGAAGGAUGACGACGAGGAAGAGGGCUCUGACAAAGAGUCCGUUGCGGAAGAUAGUGACGAGGAAGAGAGCGCUCCUGCUCCCGUGCACGAGAGUGUGGCUGGUACUGCCACCACGGACGAAGUAGAGAAGUCCAACCGUACUGUCUUCUUGGGCAACGUCUCCACGGAGGCGAUCAGGUCCAAGACCGCCAAGAAGACCCUUCUGCGUCACCUGGCUUCCUUCUGUUCAUCUCUCCCCGAAUCUACCGGACCUCACAAGGUUGAAUCGAUUCGUUUCCGCUCUGUCGCAUUCGCCAGUGGCGGUGGCAUCCCCAAGCGCGCAUCCUUUGCGAAGCGGGAGAUUCUCGAUGAGACUACACCCAGCACCAACGCUUACGCUGUGUACUCCACUCUGCAGGCUGCACGCAAGGCCCCCGCUGCCCUGAACGGAUCUAUCGUUCUGGAGCGUCACUUGCGCGUCGACAGCCUUGCCCACCCUGCCGAGAUUGACCACAAGCGAUGUGUGUUCGUCGGCAACCUCUCUUUCAUCGAUAGCGAGACCCCCGAAGAAGACGAGAAGACCGGAAAGAAGAAGAAGGCGCGUGCCCCCGCUGACAUCGAAGAGGGUCUGUGGCGCAUCUUCAACGCCCACACUGGCGGCAAGGACAAGAAGGCCGUGAAGAAGAACGUCGAGUUCGUGCGUGUCAUUCGUGACAGCACUACUCGCGUUGGUAAGGGAUUCGCCUACGUGCAGUUCUACGAUGGCAACGGUGUUGAAGAAUCUCUCCCUCUGAAUGGCAAGAACUUCCCCCCUAUGCUUCCCCGCAAGCUACGUGUUACCCGUGCCCGCAAGGUUGCGAAGAAGUCUACAAGCUCUGGCCCCGAUUCCAAGAAAUCUCGCGUGGAUGAAGCUCAAAAGACCAUGCAAGGACGUGCCAACCGUCUGCUGGGUCGCGCCGGUGCGGCCAAGGUCAAGGCCGAUGCCAACAGUACCAUUGCUGGCAACUCCUUUGUGUUUGAGGGUCACCGUGCCACUGAAGGAUCAUCGUCCAUCAAGAUGAAGCAAAAGAGCCGUGGGCAGAAGGCCAAGCGGACUUCUAGGAGUGCUAAGCGUGCUGCGGCUUACAAGGCUGCAGGUGGCCGACGGGAUUAG